Molecule: messenger RNA, 2265 nt
Organism: Hemiscyllium ocellatum (epaulette shark)
Lineage: Eukaryota; Metazoa; Chordata; Chondrichthyes; Orectolobiformes; Hemiscylliidae
Product: collagen alpha-1(VII) chain-like
Exons: 17
Coding region: 1-2265 (754 amino acids)
Molecular function (GO): protein binding
Source: RefSeq, a predicted model, not a curated record
AUGGGAGAGGCCAACUUCCAAACUGUAAAAGAGUUCCUCAAUGGCAUCAUAACAUCAUUCAAGAAGGUUCCAGUAGGGAAGGAUGGCAUCAGGUUUGGAGUUACACUUUACAGUGACCAUCCCAGAACAGAAAUUGCACUUACUGACUAUGGAACAAUUGAAGAGGUUUUGGUUGCCAUCAGAGAUCUUCCCUUUCAAGGGGGAAAUACAAAAACAGGAGCAGCACUAAGCUUUCUGGAACAUUCAGAACUCAGUUCUACAAUGACAAGACAGAACACACCAAAGAUAAUGGUUUUGGUCACGGAUGGGAAGUCUGCCGACUCUGUUGAGGAGCCAGCCACAAGAUUGCACGACAGAGGGGUGACUGUGUUUACAGUGGGAAUAAAAAAUGCAGACAAAAAUGAAUUGAAGAACAUUGCUUCUGAUCCAUUUGAAGAGCACUAUUUAUUUGUGGAGGACUUUGAACUGCUCAGUACCAUUUUGGCUAAAGUAUCCAGAAGACUUUGUUUCACAGCUUCAGAGCCUCCAAGACCAGUAAGGACUACGCUGUUGGCAGAAAAGAUCAUUGGCCCGCGGGAUUUGGUGAUUAGUGAAUUGAGUUACAGCUCAAUGAGAUUGUCCUGGACUCCAGCUACAGGAGGUGUGAUGAGCUACAGAGUUGUCAUCAGCCCAUAUUCAUCUGCUGGAAGACUGAUGCCAGGAGAGGAGAGACAGAUUGUUAUAGAUGGCAAUGACCAUACAAUACUUGUGACAAACCUAAAACCCAGUACGGAGUAUUCUUUAACCGUGGUUGCUGUGUAUGCUGAUGCAAUUGGGGAUCUCGCAACUGUCAAUGGAAAAACAAAUGCCCUGCCUCGUGUGAUUAACUUCCGAGUGAUUGAGAAAGGAUUAUUUAACCUAAAGGUGGCCUGGACUCUUCCUUUAAGGCCAUUGGUGGGUUACAAGAUCUACAUACCAAGAAUUAACAGACCUGGACUGGCCUAUGAACAGAAUAUCAAAGGAGAUGUGUCGUUUCACGUAAUAGACAAUCUGGAGGAAGACCAGGUCUAUACCAUCAGCAUCUACGCUGUGUACCCCGAGGGUCCCAGUGAUCCUGUGUCCACCACUGGCAGAACAUUGAAACUCACAGCGGUGAGGAAACUAUUUUUGGAGAAUAUUACAACAGAUACCAUACAGGCAAAGUGGCUACCAGUUAAAGGCGCAUCUGGCUACAGACUUACAUGGGGAUCAUCUGAAGGAGACCUGCAGAAUGUCAAUUUAGGUGAAGCCUACCAGUUCUAUAUGAUCCGGGGUCUGCAAGCUGGUACUGAAUACACUGUUACUAUCAACCCAAUUUUUGGCAAUGUAGAAGGCCCAGUGGUCUCUGGGAAGAUUAUGACGUUGGCAACAAGUUCUGUCCAUAUUCUGCGAGCAUCGUCCAUCACUACAAGCAGUGCCACCAUCACGUGGAACACUGUCCAAGGUGCUACAGGAUAUAGAUUAGCAUGGGGCCCCACACCAGAGUUCAUUGGGAGUGACCGGCCCCGUCAAGUGGCUUUGAACAGCAGCACAACAUCAUAUCAACUCAAAAAUCUGGUUUCCAAUACAGAAUAUGUCUUAUCCCUUUAUGUAGUCUUUGGUUCUGCUGUGGGCCCUGGGAUGACAGCAACUAUGAAAACAAGUCCACUUAGUCACGUAUCAAACUUUAGAGUGACCACAUACACCAAUACCUCAGUGUCUGUAGUCUGGGGUGCUACUGUCGGAGCAACAGAGUACAAGAUAACAUGGAGUCCGACAUCAGGUGGUACUCAGACUCAAUAUGUGGAUCGCAGCACGCUGUCUUACCAUAUUGGACACCUAAACCCUGGAACUCGCUAUACUAUUAGCAUCAAUGCUGUGUACAGGAAUUCUGAGGGGCCUGCAGCAUCUCUUUCUCAAAAGACAGCUUCUCCAGAUUCUGAACAAGUCCAAUCAGUGAAGGAACUGAAAGUCAUCGAAACUGGAUCCAACAGCUUAAAACUCUCAUGGAAAAAGAUGCCUGGCAUUUCAGGAUACAGAAUAUCUUGGGCUCUGCUGCGAGGAGGUCCUGAGAGGACAAGAAUUGUCCCGGCCGAUGCAACACUCCAUGUGUUAAAUGGAUUGCUAGAGAGUUCUACAUACACUAUCCGAGUCUCGACUAUGGUUGGAAGCAGACAAGGAAUGCCCGUUGUCAUCUCAGCUCAGACACUUUUUAGGCUGUUUCUGGUGCAAGGCUUCCCAGCAGCCCAUACUCGCUUCACAACAUAG